This is a messenger RNA of Xyrichtys novacula (pearly razorfish), 31088 nucleotides long. Lineage: Eukaryota; Metazoa; Chordata; Actinopteri; Labriformes; Labridae. The record is from the annotation of a GenBank genome assembly.
AUGGGAGUGAACAACGGCCUGGUUCCACUGGAGGAGGAACAGGAUACAACCACAGAUAAGAGUAAAUCCCUCUCUGUUUAGUAUGACAUUUGUGCUGCAGUGACAGUCGACUGUGUGCAUUAAUAUUUAAAAUAUCAUUUACUCAAAUUAAUUACGACUACUUCUCUUUUCUAAAUCAGUGUCAGUAUGCAGCGGGUUGAAAAGCUCUUCACUUUAAACAGAGAUCCGGGGAGUUAAGUGGCUUUUUGGAGUGCUUGCAAUUAACAUUGUUUUAUAUUCAGCACCUUUUUCGCUUUAAAAUCAGUGACUUGGUGACGUGGGUUUAACCUGAAAGCUGUUAACUUUUUAACUAAUUCUUUUAUAACUCAACAGUCGACUUAAUGAGCUGACUUUCCUAACGGGACAAAGUAAAUAUUCAUGAUAGAUAAAUGUCCGCUCGUACCCAGAAAUAUAUUCAACAUGCCGAGUUUUAUCUUUAUUUGCUGAAGUUUUUAAUUCAUUGAGUUUGAAACAUCAUGCUGAAAUUCUCAAUAUCAAUAUUUCUCUCCAGAAACUGUCUGGACGUUCCUUAGAAUAAGCUGCAGACCUGACUGUGUGGAUUCUGUCUCAUCAAAAACACUUCAGCAAAUAAAACUGAAACUAUCAGCAUGCUUUGAUUCAACUGGAGGUGAGUGAGAGAAAACACAAUCAGGGGGGAGUAAAGCGCCUCUUUCUUUUUGUCUUAAUAAUCCAAAUUAAAACAACCAUGCGUGAGUUGAACAGCGCCACCACCUGCAGACACCAGACUUUAUGACAGUUGGACUCAUUUGACUCAUGUAAACUUUACAGCGCUGUCAUCCGUUAUCUGUGGUCGGGGGUUAAUUUUAACUCUGUGUUGUCCUCGUUGUCUCUCAGGCUGUGUGACUCAGCACAGACAGCUGGCUCAUUACUUCGCUCUGCUCUGCUUCCUCCUCCUCAUCAUCACUCUGCUGCUGACUCUCUGCUGUGAGUGCUCCACGAUUACUUCAUGAUUGUUCCACUCUUCAUUAGCCGCGUUGUUAAGAGGCGACUCAUUUCCUAGACGUAUUAAUCGUCAUUUAAAUUCCAUCUAGCGGACUAGACUUAAGGUAAAGAAAAAAAACAACUCAGAAGAGAGUAAAAAGUGAGAGAAAUGAACUUACUUUAUCGACUUCCAAAUGCCUUUGCCAUCGCUUCUGUCAAGUCACAUGACAGAUCAACCAGACAUGACCUAUUUACAACUUUAUCUCCAUUUUAGGGGAAGAAAACACCUCAAAUACUUACCAGACAAUACUCUUCAGUGUGAUGAAAAUAAUACUAAUAGUCAUUGACAAUUAUGUCUGUGAAAACUGUGUAGGUAUACUCAUGCGCUGCAGCCAUGAAGUGAUCAUUUCUCUCCAGAAUAUUUCCGACUUUGUUGCCAGCAGCUAUCCCUCUGCCAGAAAUGAAGACGUCCUCCCUUUCAUGACUUAUUUUAGACUGAAUGUCUCCAUUUGAAGGUUCGUUUAGAGGAUUAACUCUUUACGUUUCUCCUGAACGGUUACAUGUUUUUGUUUUGUUUUUAAUUUCUUUGACCGUCUACUUUGUAUCCUUAAUUGUCUUGUAUCCAUGGUAACAUUUGACGGGGCAUUGUGUGUGUGUGUGUAAUUUUCUUUCAUUCUGUUUGUGUUUGAUAACACAGUGGCGCAGCUCACCUUGGUUUUCCAGACUCAGUCGACGCUGCAGGAAGCCAAAGUGAGAGAUCUGACGGACAAACUGGAGAAGCUCAACCAGUCGUACCGCCUCCUGUUUGACCAGUAUCCUGCCUUGAACCAGUACUGCCCAGUACACAACAUAUCCACAGGUGGUAAGGAUAAGCGCACAAACUACUCUGUAGAAUAACAAAGACCACCACAUAAGAGGAUCGCAUUAGUUUCCAUUAAUUCGUCUCUUUGUGACCAUCAAAAUUAGAGGUGUUGCUGGGGAUUCAGCUCGACUGGGGCACACACAGGUCUGGAGACGCCCCUGAUCCAGAGUCAAGCCUGAAAAACCCCACUGUUAACCUGAUCCAGGAUCAGAUUGUGAAGAAAAAAAACAUUAUUAAACUGAUUCAGGGCAGGAGUGUUACUCAGCAUAAAGCUCUACAGAGGCAAACUGGGAAAACUCACGAUGGCCAGUCCACCCCUGAUACUGGGGCACAGGCCAAAAAAUGUUGAAGUGGAAUAGUGCUGAAAAGUUUCUGAAUAUUUUGUAUUUUGAACAAAUUUUCUGUAUGGGAGUAUAGAGGAGCAGUAGGCUUCUAAAAUUGUGUGGAAUAAUUGAGGAAGUGAAGAAAAUAGAUUGAUUUAUUGGUUGAUUGAUUGAAGUUAAUUUUGAACCUAUUAAAAAUAAGAAGAAGAAGAAGAAGAAGAAGAGAAAGUAAAGAAUAGAACGACAAAUAAAGUUAUUCAUGUUCAAAAAGGAGUGGGAAGAGGUCGAGACUUACCUGGUCCCACCCCUUCUCCUACACUAAUGAUUUAGAUAUAUAUCAUUGUAUUUUACAUUUAUAAUAAUAAUAAUAAUAAUAAUAAUAAUAAUAAUCAACCAUACUAAUACUGAAUACAAGAUAAAAUGUCUGGAUUAAGCUGAAUAUUUUUAAUAGUUUGAUUGGUGAGAAAAGUGACUGUUUUCUCACUGUAGGUUAAAUGCUUGUCUGUGAUUAAAAUCCAUUAUUCUGAUGCAUAUUUUUCGACAUGAAGGCCAGGAUUUGAAAAUGUCACACAGACUUUUAUUCAUAACUUAGACUGCAUUUUUAUUGUUAUGAUUAUUUUGCAGUUAAAAAAAUAAUCUUGAAACACAUAUCAGCAUGAUUCUUUAUUUUAUACUUUUUAAUUAAAAUGACUAUACUCUCUCUUUUUUCAACAUUUGACUUUUUAGGUGUCCUUUUAUAAAAAUAAAGCAGACAAAUGAUUAAAAAAAAUUUUUUUUUAAAGAAAAAUAUAAUAAUUAUAAUAAUAAUAAGAAGAAUAAGAAUAUGUUUUUUUUGUUUCAUCCAGAGAGAGCAUGCAGACCAUGCCCAGCCGGCUGGACGCCUCAUGGUCACAAAUGUUUCCUGUUCAGUCAAGACAGAGCCGACUGGAUCAGCAGCCAGUACCACUGCAUGACACUGGGGGGAGCUGUUGCCACAGUCAGAACAGAGGAGGACCAGGUACGCACACACAAAAACUGAGCUUUUCACAAGUAUAAAUGUGUUUUUAUCUACUUUAAACACAUAUCUGAACCAUUAUGUGUGUUCAUAUAAAAAGUCACCGAGACAUCUCUUGUUUUCGGAGAGUGUCGGUGUCUAAGGAGCCUAAUUGAUAUGUUUGGCAUCUGUGCAGCUGUAAACAUGUGAGAUGCUGUUUCUGAAAUAUCAGCUGUCUCUCUUUCUCACACACACAUUAACUAUCAGAGGAGGAAGUUAAGAAUAGAUUUAAAGCUGGAUGAAAUAAGGAGACGUCUGCAGGAGUGGUAGCUGCUCAAGGUCAUCUAAGGUUUUGUCUUUCACUGUUUUACUUUACUCAGUUUAGGUGUCUGAUGUUGCUCCCAGUAAACAUGUAAAUAAGGAGGGUUCGACUGAAAAGUUUCAGGUUUGUUGACUCAUGAGUUUCUCAGGUGUUCCUGUGGAAAAAAGCCCAGAGUCUGAGCCAGGGGGACUCAUACUGGCUGGGUCUGAGAAGCAGUGGAGGUGGUGGUGGAGGAUGGAGGUGGGGUGACGGCUCCCCGCUGGAGAAAGGACCACAGUGAGUAACAGGAUGAGGGUGAGGAAGGGUCAGACGGGGACUAAGUAGUGGGGGCUCUGAAGGUGAUGAUCCUCUAGACUCUGAGUUGUUUCCCUGCAGAACUUGGUCACAUGUUGAAGGUUGAAUAGUGAGGAAACAUGACCACACAAACUUUAGAUACAUGAUUCCAAGUACAGAUUCUUAAUUUAAGUCACAUCCUGAGUGACAACAAGUGUUUUAUGGUUAAGAUAUUCAAAUUGACUCCCAAAACUGUAAACAAGGAGUUUAUGAAUGUGAUUCACUUUGAGAAAAACUACAUAUUAUACAGCGGAGGACACGUUUACUUUCAUUUUUCAACUUCUAAAACUACAAAUAAUUUGGGGGACAAAAGAAAGGUAUAAGUUCUUGACCAUUUUUAUUUGAUGGUGUAACUGUUGCUAUUUUAUUUUCCAUAUUGCAGAAUAUUUUUUGUUUAUUUUGUAUGAGAAACCCACUUUGAGAAUUACCAGGUUAUUUCUGUAUUUUAUUUGCAUUUUAUAUUGAAGUGUAAGGGUACUUUUAUUUUGACACUUACGUUGAGCUGCUAGGCCAGUAGCGUUCUGGGUAACGUCAGAUGCAAGCAAGCAGAGGUCGUGUGCACAGCUCUGACCCUUUAGCUGUCAAGUCAAGCUACGUUAAGAUUGCUAAAACUUACGGUAAAGUCAAACUAAUACUUCAAAGCUGGAAGAUAAGAAGCCUACAGAUUCCCUUUCAUAGUAUGCAGCCAACGAGGUAUUUGUUUGUCUUUAUUUUCGUUAUGAAUAUUUGUACAUGUGCAUAGUAAGUGUGCUAACUGUUAUUCCAAUACUGUGUAUUGCUAGUUUCACGGUUUGUGGAGGUCUGUGGAUGAUUAUGAAGAGGAGAAGACUUCAUUAAACCCGUUAAAGAAACAUUUGCGUCUGGACAUGCUUGGGGGGAGUCACAGUGAAACUCGGACUGCUCGACGAUGCGAGUGAAGGUCGGCGUGCUCACCGACGCCAGUGAGAAGCAAGCCCAACGACGAGCUAAUCGCAACUUCGUGGCUACAGUCGUCAAAGGACCGGCAGAUGAGUGCAUAUUUAACACGUAGUUGACAGUCAUUAAGCACGUGGACAAUAAGAGUCGGCUAACUAAUAAGAGUUGAUUUAAAGGUUCAUGGAAAGGAUGUCUGAUUUGAACUAAUGUGUUAAUGGCUAUGCAUUUAUCCAGUCAACUUUGAAUUUAAGCUUGGUAUUAAGUGCAUGUAAGUUUAAGGUUUAAAGCUAAAGGAUAUAAUUUAAAUGCUUGGAAGUUAAAGGUGAAUUAUUUCAUUUUCACAAUUUAAAGUGUAUUUUGGUAAUGUAAAGUGAAAGCUAUUUGCAAUUUUGAUAUUUGAAUUUUCUGAACGGUUCUAAGAGAACUAAGGUUUAUUUAAACAACUUUUUCAGUUUGUAAGUACAUUUUUGAGCUACUUAAGCAUAUUGCUUGUGAUAAGUACAGCAUAUUGUAAUUUUGGUUUGAGUACAUUGCCAAGUAUAGUGUGUGACAUUUAAACACAAGGACAUUUAAGAGACAUUUACACGCAACACAAGAGUUUUAGUGAAUACAGACUUUAUUUACGUUUUUCAUUAUUGAAAUAGACAUUUCUUGCCAGUUUAAGUUUAACAUUCAAUUAUGGCAGAGUUAAGUGAGUCCACUACUCAGGUAAGAGAUAGUGUUAGGGAAAGUGAAAAUCUACAAGGCCCUCCAGAAGAUGAAGUCGGUGAUGCUGAGCCUCAGCUGGACGAAGCACAGCAGCUCAGACGUGGUGAGCGAACCCGUACUCUAACAGAGAAGGGUAAAGCAAUGCAAGACGAGAAAAUUAAAGCACUUCUGCAUAGAUUUGACUACAUCUACAGAAAAUGGAGAACACAUGUUAAAUUCUGCAAGCAGUCAUUAUCUCAGUCAUCUGAGUCUUUAUCAGAAGGCAUGCUUAAUGAUAUCCUUGGAGAUGUUAGAGGCCUUUCCGCAGACGUUCAGCAUGUUUAUGAAGAAUUGCGGCAAGUCUCAACUCCAGACCAAGAUGUGCGGCGAAGAGUAGACCUGUGUGUUGAGGUUUCAGGCUUCAUCGUUGCUAUAGCCUCUAGCCACCUGGAUGGAAAAGUUCCAGAAGGAGACCCAGAAUGGCCAGAAGCAGGCUCUCUUUGGGACGCAAGCAAGAGUGAAUUUGGUUCAGUUACCUCUAUUCUGAAGAAUGCCUCAGAGCAAACAAGAACAUCUUCCAUCAAGCAUCAAGAAGCUGCUGCGGACGCUGCAGCAAGCCAAGCUGUUCUGAAAGUGUUACAAGAACAAGAAAGAGAGCAGUCGGAACUACAGCGUCUAGAAGCGGAAGCUAAGAGGAAGAUAGCGGCUGAAGAGGCAGCGGUUAUAAGGCGUCGCUUAGAGAGAGAAGAAGAGGAAGCAAAGAUUAAAGCUCAACUAGAGGAAGAACACACAGCUCUACAGAUGACUUUAGAGGAAAAAAGAAGAAAAAUAAAGAAUUUGGAAACGGUGAAGGAGCUUAGUGCAGCACAGGCAAGAAUGCAGGUGUAUAAUCAGGGGUUGGACAUUAAAGAAGAACCGAAAGACAUUCUAAGCCAUGAGAUGGUAGCAGACAUCAAGCCGCCAUGUCCUUCAAGCCGUCUGCCUCUGUCUGCACCUUCUGCCCCACAACCUGUGAUCACCUCCUCGAAUCAAAGCACAGCAGAGCUCAUUAAGGUACUCGCUGAUGCUCUAAGUGCCAACAGAAUUCCAGUUCCUGAACCUUCAAUAUUCAGCGGGGAUCCGUUGAAGUACAGUGAUUGGAAACUGUCGUUUCAAACUUUGAUUGACCAGAAGAAUAUUCAAGACAGAGAGAAGAUAUAUUAUCUCCGUAAAUAUGUUAGCGGUCAAGCUAAGAAUGCAGUGGAUGGCUAUUUCCUUCUUGGAACAGAGUCUGCUUAUGCUGCAGCAUGGGAGAUUUUGGAAGAGAGGUAUGGAAACCCAUUCACCGUUGCGAAGGCAUAUAGAGACAAACUUCAAACAUGGGCCAAGAUUGGACCUAAAGAUAGCUCUGGACUUCAAGAGUUUGUUGAUUUUCUGCGUAGCUGCGAAGCAGCUAUGGUCCAUAUCAAGGCACUGGAGAUUUUGAAUGACUGUAAUGAGAACAGACAGCUUCUCGCAAAGCUUCCAGAUUGGCUAACCGCAAGAUGGAACCGGAAAGUCAUGGAAAUGGAAGAACAGAGUGGCCAGUUCCCUUCCUUCAGUCAGUUUGUGAGAUUUCUGACCAGAGAAGUGAAAAUUGCUUGUAACCCAGUUACAUCGUUGCAAUCACUGAAGCAAGGUGAAACUGAAAAGCCAAAGCAGCAAAAACAACAAAAUGUUAAAGCUAAGACACUGACCACCAGUUCUAAUGAAGAGACUGCUAAAACAUGCCUCUUUUGUAAAAAGAACGGCCAUACUUUACAUGUAUGCAGAAAGUUUGCAGAAAGGGAAGUGCCUGACAGAGUCAAGUUUGUUCAGGCUGAAAAGCUAUGCUUUGGGUGCCUUAAGCCAGGUCAUGUCUCAAAGAGCUGCAACAGUAGGAGUGUUUGUGACACAUGCAAAAAGAAGCAUCCUACCUGCCUGCAUCAAGAGAGAGACAAAGAAGAGCAAAAGGCAUCGCAAGUUAAACAAGGCCAAGCUUCAGAGAAAUCAAGUAAUCAAAACGAAAAGAACAAAGCAAAGCCUCAAGCAGUGCAACCUAAAGAAACAGCCACAGCUUCUACUACUCUGAGAGUUAUUCAGGAUGAAGCUACUGUGCAGACAGCGGCAAUAAUUCCUGUCUGGCUUUCGUCUUCCACUCAGUCAGCACAAGAGGUGCUUGUCUAUGCACUCUUAGAUUCCCAAAGUGACACUACUUUUGUGCUAAGUGAAGUAGCUGACGCUCUGGAGGCGGACAAAGAGGAAGUCAAGUUGAAGCUCUCUACUAUGACUUCAAGAACUACAGUUGUAAAGUCACAACGAGUGAAGAACCUACAAGUUCGAGGCUUUUAUUCAAGCAAAAGAAUCAGCUUACCACCAAUCUACACGCGUGACUUUAUUCCAGUCAACAAAACUCACAUACCAACGGGCGAAACUGCAAAGGCUUGGUCUCACUUAGAGCACCUCCAAGAUGAUGUAGCACCUCUGCAGGAUUGUGAGGUAGGCCUGCUCAUCGGCUACAACUGCUCGCAAGCCCUUCUCCCAAGAGAAAUCGUGUCGGGCCAAGAGAAUCAGCCUUAUGCACAACGUACUGACCUGGGAUGGAGUAUUGUCGGCCAUGGCAAUCCCUGUUUAGCAUAUGGAGACGCUAUCGGAAUCAGUCAUCGCAUAGUAGUCAGGCAAGUGACGCCAAGAGUUGACUCUACUGUCAAUCUGAAAACAGAGGUUCAUUAUGUGAACAGAUCCAAAGUCAAGGAAGUGACUUCUUCAGACAUCUUGAAGAUUCUUGAAUUAGACUUCUCAGAAAGAGCUAGAGAAGAGGAUCCUGUGUCUCAAGAUGAUCUCAAGUUCCUGUCCAAGAUGAGAGAAAACAUAACUCAGAAAGACAAUGGUCACUUUGAGAUGCCAUUGCCGUUUAAAGAGGAUAGACCAGUGUUGCCUAACAACAGAAUAUGUGCAGUGCAUCGUUUAAACUGUCUUGAAAGGAAGCUAAAGAAGAAUAAAACUUACUACAAAGACUAUGUGAACUUCAUGAGCGACAUAAUUUCCCGCGGUGACGCCGAGAAGGUCCCCAAGGAAGAAAUUGAGAACAGCCCGGCAUGGUAUAUUCCACACCAUGGAGUAUAUCAUCCGCAGAAACCGGGGAAAAUACGUGUGGUAUUUGACUGUUCGGCCAAGUUUCAGGAAACAUCUCUCAAUGACCAUCUGCUCACUGGACCUGACCUGACGAAUACCCUGGUGGGUGUCCUGUGCAGAUUUCGAAAGGGCUCAGUUGCAGUGAUGUGCGACAUCGAAAGAAUGUUUCACCAGUUUCAUGUGAAAACUGAAGACCAAGAUUACUUACGGUUCUUAUGGUGGGAGAAUGGUAACUUGGAAGACACGCCAUCCACCUACAGAAUGAAAGUCCACUUGUUUGGAGCGGCUUCGUCCCCUGGCUGCGCCAACUUUGGCCUAAAACACCUGGCAGCUCAAGGGCAAGGUCAGUUUGGCAAAGACACUGUGCGCUUCAUACAGAGGAAUUUCUACGUAGAUGAUGGGCUCCUGAGUGUUCCUACUGAGAAGGAAGCCAUUCAGCUCGUCAAAGAGUCAAGAGAACUUUGUUCUACCGGCAAGUUAAGACUUCACAAGUUUGUUUCCAACAAUGAGAAUGUCAUGGCAUCCAUUCCAGAAGAGGAACGUGCCACAAGCAAAGAUCAAGACAUGGCUUUGAGUUUACCUCACAUGGAGAGAGCGCUUGGAGUAGAGUGGUGCGUCUCGUCUGACUCAUUCAGAUUCAGAGUUCAAGUCAAGUCCAAUCCAUCGACAAGAAGAGGUGUACUCUCUACCGUAGCCUCAGUCUAUGAUCCGCUAGGAUUCAUGGCACCGUUCGUUCUCCAUGGAAAGCAAAUUCUCCAGCAGAUGUGCAGAGAUAAGAUCGGCUGGGACGAUGAGCUUCCAGAGAGCUUAAGACCUCAGUGGGAGUCUUGGAUUAGAGACCUACCUAAUCUAUCUGAAAUGGAAGUUAGAAGAUGUUACCUACCUUCAGGGUUCGGCGACAUCAAAGGCUAUGAACUUCACCACUUCUGUGAUGCAAGUACCUCAGGGUAUGGUGUUUGUACUUACCUGCGCGUUGUCAAUGAAUCCAAUGAAGUCCAUUGCAGUUUAGUGAUGGGAAAGUCAAGAGUUUCACCAACCAAAGUGUUGACGAUACCAAGACUGGAACUGUCUGCGGCAGUAGUUGCAGUUAGAGCCAGCGAUAUGCUCCGAAACGAACUGGAAAUCCAAGACCUGAAGGAAUACUUCUGGACGGAUUCAACAGUCGUUCUAGGCUACAUAAACAAUGACGCCAGAAGAUUUCAAGUGUUCGUAGCCAAUCGCAUACAAAGAAUCAAGUCAAGCACAAAGCCUGAACAAUGGGCCUAUGUUGCAUCUGAGGACAAUCCGGCAGAUCAUGCCUCACGAGGGUUGACUGCAGAGCAACUAGAGACAUCCAAUUGGUUUUCUGGACCGAAGUUUCUUUGGCAAAAAGAAUUACCUGUCCGAGAAUGCAAGGUGGGAGAAGUUAAGGAAGAUGAUCCUGAGCUCCGUAAGGCUGUUGUGUUUAACACGAAGGCAAAGGACAGAUCGUUGCUCGACCGUCUUGAGAAGUUCUCUGUUUGGUUAAGGGUAGUUCAAGCAGUUGCCAGAUUGAAACGACGUGUCAAGGAACACAAAGGUGAGAAACGACCAACCAAUGAGAGUACAAGUCUAGAAGAAAGGAAAGAAGCAGAAACUGUGAUCAUUAAGCUAGUUCAAGAGGAAGCGUUCCUAGAUGAGUUGAAGAGCUUGAAAGCAAAGGGAGUUAUAGCUAAGACCAAGUACAGCAAGCUGAACAAGUUAAGUCCAGUUUUGGAUGAAGAAGGAGUCUUGAGAGUCGGAGGACGCUUAAGUAAAGCUGCGUUGCAUCCACACAUCAAGCAUCCAGCUAUACUUCCGAAGAACUGUCAUAUAUCAGCUCUACUGAUCAAGCACUUCCAUGAGAGAGUUCAUCAUCAGGGACGUGGAAUGACGUUGAACGAACUGCGAGCUAACGGAUGGUGGAUCCUGGGAAGUAGCAGCGCAGUAUCGUCACACAUCUUCAAAUGUGUCAAAUGUCGAAAGUACAGGAGAUACACCGAAGAACAAAGAAUGGGUGACUUACCUCAAGAUCGAAUGGAAACAACUCCUCCGUUCACCUACACAGGCAUAGACUGUUUCGGACCCAUCUAUGUCAAAGAAGGAAGAAAAGAGGUUAAAAGAUAUGGACUUUUACUUACCUGUCUAUGUUCAAGAGCCAUACAUGUGGAAAUGCUUGACGACAUGACCACGGACGCGUUCAUCAAUGCGCUAAGAGUGUUCAUUGCUAUAAGAGGAAAUGUUCGUCAGCUUCGAAGUGAUCAAGGAACCAACUUCGUUGGCGCAAGAAGGGAGUUCGCAGAGCUCAUGAAAGGAAUGGACGGAGAGAGAGUCAAGGCUCUAGGAUGUGAAUUUCUAAUGAAUCCCCCAGCAGCAAGUCAUAUGGGCGGCGUCUGGGAGAGGCAAAUCAGGACCAUCAGGAGUGUUCUGACAGCCAUUCUCGACAAGUCAGCGCAAAGAUUGGACAGCUCAUCUCUGAGAACUUUCCUAUACGAGGUGAUGGCAAUCGUCAAUAGCCGACCACUUACCGCUGAACAUUUGAAUGAUCCAUCCGCACCUGAACCAUUGACUCCGAACCACAUUCUCACGAUGAAGUCCACCAUAAUCCUUCCUCCGCCUGGACAGUUUGUCAAGGAAGACCUGUAUCUUCAAAAGCGGUGGCGCAGAGUUCAGUACUUGGCCAAUGAAUUUUGGAUUCGCUGGAAAAAAGAGUAUCUGCUGAGUUUGCAGCCAAGACAAAAGUGGCAGAAGAACAGAAGAAACCUGAAGGCAAAUGACAUUGUGCUUCUGCAGGAUGAUCAGGCGCCACGGAACGAAUGGAAGUUGGCCAGAAUAGCAGAAGUCUAUCCAGGGUCAGAUGAUAGAGUGAGAAAGGUCAGGUUGCUAGUUAGUGACACCACAUUUGAUGCAAAGGGUAAACCCACAACCAAAACAGUGUAUCUUGAUAGGCCUAUACACAAGCUUGUCACACUGAUUGAAGCAGAUUGAUGCUUAAUGUUUUCAUCAUUCCUUGUUGAGUGGUAAAGUUCUUUCAAUGUUUAAGAGUUGAUUCGCAACAGUCUUUAAGUGUAGAGAAAUCCCACAUUUAAGAUUGGUGAGAUUUGGUGGGAGUGUAACUGUUGCUAUUUUAUUUUCCAUAUUGCAGAAUAUUUUUUGUUUAUUUUGUAUGAGAAACCCACUUUGAGAAUUACCAGGUUAUUUCUGUAUUUUAUUUGCAUUUUAUAUUGAAGUGUAAGGGUACUUUUAUUUUGACACUUACGUUGAGCUGCUAGGCCAGUAGCGUUCUGGGUAACGUCAGAUGCAAGCAAGCAGAGGUCGUGUGCACAGCUCUGACCCUUUAGCUGUCAAGUCAAGCUACGUUAAGAUUGCUAAAACUUACGGUAAAGUCAAACUAAUACUUCAAAGCUGGAAGAUAAGAAGCCUACAGAUUCCCUUUCAUAGUAUGCAGCCAACGAGGUAUUUGUUUGUCUUUAUUUUCGUUAUGAAUAUUUGUACAUGUGCAUAGUAAGUGUGCUAACUGUUAUUCCAAUACUGUGUAUUGCUAGUUUCACGGUUUGUGGAGGUCUGUGGAUGAUUAUGAAGAGGAGAAGACUUCAUUAAACCCGUUAAAGAAACAUUUGCGUCUGGACAUGCUUGGGGGGAGUCACAGAUGGUAUAUUAGAACAUUGUGAUUGGAGCAUUUUUCUUUCCUUGUACCUCCUGUACAGGUUUUGGGCCCAUCAGCCUGCAGAAACAGACAGCAUGGAGCUGUGUGGUCGACUCACCCCAGGAGACAACUACAGGUCAGGAUGGUUCACCUCAAGAUGUUCCAACCAGCUGAAAAGGAUCUGUGAGAGGAGACAGGCCAGUCUACAGUGAGGGGACAGGACCAGAGACAAGAGUGGAUUGAGAAAAUCGAAUGGAAAGAAGCUAAUCUAACAUGAGCUCACAUGCAUCGAUUUAAAUGUAAUAGUUGUUUUUAAUACAGACAAUAAAUAACACUGUUUUUCUUUGGUUUCUUUUCUUUUUUCAUUUGGCUUAUUAAUGUUGUCAUAGUUGCUGUUGAUGUCAAAUCCAUCUGCUAAUCCACAUUAAAACUUAUUUGACUUUGACUUGAUACUAUAACAGUUGGAGUAACAACACUAUUAUUUUAAAAUAUAUGGUGCAGUGGUAUCUUACAAAAGAAUCUUGGUAAUCAUUUAAGAAAAAUGCGUAUUAUAAAACAUAAAAGAUCCAUAAAAUGAGUUUGAACUCGGUCCAAUUGCUUGUUUUCGCUUAAUUUACAUUCAUUUACUUAAUAUACAGGGUUUGCAUUGUGUAGUUGUACUUCCAUGUUUUGUCCAGCAGAUGGCGGCGCUGUAACUCCAAACAUUCUCCAGCCCUGAGGCGUUUAAGCCUUUUUCCCGACAUGCACCACGAGUGAGCGGCGGCGGCCCUUCAGAGCAAAGACGCUGAGGAUUCAGAUUAUAGAGGAAUUUCUCUGUGGAAGGUAAACUGAUUUAAUGGUGAAUUUUCCUUUUCCUAAAUAAAGUGUUAAGAAUUAUUUAAAUGUGUCUGUCGGUAAUUUUCCCCUUUUUGCUCAGAGAAGCCGUUAAAAUGUAAAAAGCCUCCAUUAAAUCAUCAGUGAAGGUCUUUCGCACCUGACCAGGCUUAACGUUAACAUGUUUAUCUCUUCAGAUUAACGUCAAACCCUGGUUUAAAAUGUAACCAGAUGAAUUUAGAUUAACGUUAACAUGUCUUUUUCUAAUUAACAAUCACUGUCAAUAAACAGAGUCCUUGUUUUUUGUUAGCUAAACCUGCUUCACAGCGUCCAUUUAAGUGUAGAUAUAUGUGUUACCGAACUCCAUUUGAAAAAGUGGUGUUUUUUUAUAUAACCUGUGUUUUUAUCACACAUACCUCUCACACAGCUCAAUUUAUGGUUUAUUUAUAUUUAGUGGAGUCUUUUAGCAAAUUCGGCUCCAAUCUCUUUUUCCAAGACUACUCCUAACUUAAGAAAUUAUGAGGUUUAUCAAGUGAUACUCUUUUAUCUGUCAUCUCUUAUCUCUGUCUGUCUUUUUAGGUUUUGUUAUACUUGUACGUUUUUCUUAAUUAACCUUUUUUUAUCUCCUGCUCAUUUCUGUUGCUUUAUUUUAUCAUUACUAUUAUAAUCAGUAUUACCUGUUAUUAUUUUACUACCACUGUUGAUAUUGCCUUUUAUAUUUACUAUCCUGCUCCCACUUUAGACCCCCAUUUUCUUUUUUCUUAACUAUUUUAUGUUUUUAUUCAAUUUUAAUAUUGCAUGGUUCUUGUAUUGUCUGAGUUCCUUAUGACAUGAAAAUGGCCUUCAAUUCUGUAUUUACUGAGCUUUUUGUUUUUAUUUGUCUUUUUCCAUGUUCUCUAUGACUACACGUCAAAGCACUUUGUUAACUUCUGUUUUUAAAAGUGCUAUACAAAUAAAGCUAAGUUUCUGUUCGUUGCUCCUCAUCACUGUAUUCAGGAUGUUACCUCCUGUCUCGAUUUGAUCUCAGUGUUGCUCAUACUCUGUUGGUUUUCUGCAGGUUUUAUCCAGCAUCUGAAGAUGUCUGACACAAUCGAGGAGAAGAUCAAGAGCUACAGAACAGCUCCGUUUGACGCACGCUUUCCCAACACCAACCAGACACGCAACUGUUUCCAGAACUAUCUGGGUAAGCAUCAGAACCACAUUAAAACAGCUGGUGAUAUAUUUGCAUACAUCAUAUACCUGCUUUCAAACAUAUAUAUUUACUUUAUAGCUGUCUUUAUUGUAGAUGAAGAGAGAAAAAAAUGUUGGGGUUUCUAAAUUAUCUUUGUUCGGCUUUUUAAAGAAUUAAGUUUGUGUUGUGAUUUGUUUGAAGAUCUGAGAGUGACUGCAUUUUGAAAUGAUUCCUUGCAUUAGCAGUGUUUUGUUUUUUUGAACCCCCUCCUCAUUAAUGGCUUUAUUAGUAAGUAGAGAGUAAAUGGAGUCAGAAACGGAGAAGAGAGAGUGGGGGAUGAUACUCAGCAAAAGGCCAAGGGUAGGAGUCAAACCGAGGGUGAGAGCCUGGGGGAUGGAAGCCUCUGAGCUAAACCAGUGCAGUGAAAUUAGAGUUUUUAAAACUACAACAUACUGAUGGUCCUCUGAUAAACCGCAGUAUUAGAGAUUACUGACUUUCGUCACUCUGUGUGUUUUCUGCAGAUUUCCACAGAUGUAGCAAAGCUCUGUCUGCCAAAGAUCAGGACACGGCUCCCUGUGAGUGGUACCAGAGGGUCUACAAGAGCCUCUGCCCCAUCAGCUGGGUAAGAUACAGUUCAACAAACUUCCAUCAAAUGGUCGAUACAAAAAUAUUGAUGAACGCUGCGCCAGUUAAAGUUGUGAAAUAUUCUCAAGUUCCCAAAUCUCAUUUCUAAAAAUCAUUUAACAACAAUUCUGAUCAACCAUGAUUUAAAAAGUUACUUUUCUCAUUUUUUAACUCCAUAUGUCUCUUAAAACAUAAUCAUGAGUUUCAUAUAUUUCAGUUUCUAAAAUUGCACUUCAUUAGGUUGAAUUUCUCAAUGUCUCUUGUUCUCUCUUGCAGGUGCAGAAAUGGGACGAGCAGGUAGAGGCGGGAAGUUUCCCUGGAAAGAUCUGAACUGGCACACUUCCUCUCCAUCCCUCUCCACUUUUCCUCAUUUACUUAACUUAAUGUGAAGCAUCUGCUCAUCGUGUACAGAGGCAACUUAAUAAUAAAUUAAACAAUCUUACUGUGAACCUUAUAAACACGUGCAGAAAUCCUUCUUGAUAUUGAUCUCAACUGUUGCGAAAACUUCUUUGGAUGUGAUGUUUGGCUUUUAUGUGUAAAGACCAACUUUCUGAUAAUCUUAGACUGCAUAGAAAAAACUAUAACAAGUACAGAUCUUUUUAAUUAAAUCUUAAUGUAAUUGACUUAAAAAAUAUAUAAAAAUAACUUCAAGAUAUCAACUUCAAGACAUGCCAAAAACUAUACCUCAAACUAGGCCUGGGCGAUAUGGUGAAAAAAGUUUAUCACAAUAUAUAUUUUUUUCAUAUCAGUCGAUAUCAAUAUAUAUCACAAUAUAAAAAAAUUACUUGUCAAUCUUAAAUGUUCCGUUACUCUUACAUUAAAUUUAACAGUGUUUAUUGGGAGCAUGUCUUUUUCAAUAAUCUACUGCAUCUGUGAGGUCUUUGUGUCUCUUCAACGUUUAAGGGUCAAACACACCGUAACACCGAGUUGGACACCCCCGAGAGAUGAAUGUUGCCGACCGCUUGCUUCUCUAGUUAUACCAACUUUAGCAACGACUGCAGGAUAGCAAUACACAGCAGUCUGAGGAGUUAUAAACAAACCUCAACCAAAACGCCACUCUAUAGCCACAAAUAAUGCUCAGAGCAGCACCUAACUUCAUCAACAGGACAUAUAGGGUCCUAGCCAUCAAACAUCUUUUUAACUUUGUCUAAUUUCUUUAGCAAAAAGACAAACAGCAGCCGCUUGUUUGUCGCGAGACCUCGGGCCAGUCCAUUAUGGACUACAGCGGGGUGACACAGCUCAAGGAAGAACAUUUAUGAUCAUUUCUUCAUGGAAAUACAAUCAGACUGAGACGCUAAGGCAGAGGAACUACCGCGUCGGCAGUGCAAAAUGAUCAUUAUGGUGAUGAUUACUUCAAGGAAAUGAUAAAGUAAUAACCAUAAAUGUAUGCUUGACCGUAAAUUAAUUUUACGUCGGAAUAUCCCUUUAACUCAUCAAAUAUUCACAUUAUAUGAUAAAUAUGAUGGUCAAUAUGUAGAAUGAUGGCUCUUUUUAAGCAUGUUGGAGACAAGAUAAGCUGCUUUGUCACAGGGUGUGCCAAGAUGACACAAACUCUAAACUUUUUUCAUCCUCUUAACUUAGUUUAUCUUUUUACACAAGCCCAAACAAGUCAGCUGACUAUGAGUCACAAGCAAAUCACAAGACUGGAGGAUCUGCAGUGUGGACAUUAACUUGAUACCUGAUCUUUCCUGUUUUUUGUCUCCACAUUUUUGGAGAUAUUUUUGUGUUUUUUUUUGCCUUAAACCUCCUCUCUGUGUGAAAAUUCAGGGGGGGAGAAAAAAAAACAGCUUUUGCAAACUUCUCAUUCUUGCUGUGAGCAUCAUUCGAGCUGCGCCUCGUGACCCGUUGCCUCAGUAACGUUGCAUCAGCAUCCGCAGCAUCAGCAUCAUCAACAGCUGCUGUCAAGGUCGCCGGCGUGGUGCAUCAUGGGAGAAUGAGGAGGACACCGGAGCGAGUCGAGAGCAUUCCCACACGACCCUUUUGGUUCCCCCAUCCCCUUUUUCCCUCCCACCACGCGCAUGCGCACACUAUUUCGUCAAGUGGGCUGACCAACUCACCGAAAAUCGACCAUAAUAGGACAAUGGAGGAGCGGCGCUCGGCUCACGAGAUGCGGCGAUGAUGAUGCACAGGAGUCACGCAUUUCGGCACGUAGAAGAUAAGGGGCGGGGCCACGACACGGCACCCCGGCGUCACGGUUUUUCAUAGGUUGAUGGAGGAGACGGGAAAGAGAUAAUAAACACGGCUGCGUGCGGGUACGUGCGGUUUUCCACGCACCUCUUUGGUGAAAUAGAGGAGAAACGAAGGAGGGAGGCAGCGGUAAAGCUCACAGGGGGGUCUCACUGUGGAAGGACAGGUGAGUGAACGCUUUCUGCCCGGGGUUUCGGCUCCUUUAACCCGGAUCUGAUUAUUAUUCAUAUUUCUGGGUGUGUGAAUAUCCUCCAUCUCACUCCGACAUCCUCAAAACUCUCCAUCUUUAUUUCUCUUCGCUUCUUUGCCUCUAAUGUGAUCUUUAUAAUUCGUUUAAUCGAUUAUGAAUGAUCGGUUUCCUGAUGUGAAGUAGCAGAAAAUCGGUCGUGUCCUUCCUGGCAGAGCCGGCUGGUACCACGGACAGCGCCUGACUGAGGUGUGUUCCUUUUCCUGCAGCUCUCAGCACCGGCGGGCGGGUCCUGCAAAGCUUCUGCAACCACCACCACCACCACCACCUGAAGAUCUCCUCUCGAAACCUUCCAGAAAGUUCAUCCGGUUACAUUUGAGAAGAUGGCUGAAGCAGAGGUGAGCGGUUUUCUGUGUGUUUGUGGAAAGGCACGUGUAGGGAGAGUAAAGUCAGACUGAAUGUGGGCGGUGUGAGGAUGGAUUUGUGCAAUAAUAACUCUGUGAGUCAGACAUGAGCACUGCAGAUGUGUGCAUGAGAGAAACAUUGUGUACUAUGGAUGUUUGGGAGGGUUUGGAGGAUGCAUGAUCGAUGUUUGACCCGGAGAGUGAUGGGAUUGGUUCAUUGGAUUGAUCUAAAGGACUGGUUUGAAUAUGAACACCCAUGAUUGUCUGUGUCUUUACUUAGAGAGACAGAAAGUAAGAAUAAAACAGUCAUUCAACCUGUUUUAGUUUGUGUUUUAAAUCAGUACAAGCUGUGUGAUUGAGGAACAUUUUAAGAUACUCGGACAUGGACUCUUAUCUUUCCUCAUGAAUGCAUCUUUUUAAAUGCUUCCGGUCGGUUUUCCUCAGAUGCAUUAGAGGGAAAUAAAUGCCGUGUACUAGAGUGAACCGCAGCUAUAAAACUCUCCUGACGCUGUUGCUUCUGUCUGCACGUACACGCAUAGGCGACAGGGGAUUCAACAUGUUCCUGUGGGGAUUUGUCGACAGGAACUCUGGGAAAUGAUGCAAAUCAAAUUAGAAGGAGACACACAUGAUGAGUGGGAAUCUAUUUAGAAAAGUCAUUUAUUGGCACCGUUGGCUGUUUUUUUUUUCUGUGUCUGUGUCCAGGUUUGUUUGGCUGGCUCAGGAUCUGGCCUUUGGUGAUGUCUGGCAUUGAUUUUUAGUCCGUAAAGUGAGAUUGAAGAGAUGUAGACAGGUCAAAGUAUUUAUUUACCAAAUUUUGUGGGUUAAGUUGUUUAAAGAUGUUUGCUGGAGGCUCCAUUUUAAAAAGACAUAGAGAGACAGAAUGAAACAACAUAUUAAAGUAGAAGUAGUAUAAAUAAAAAUCAUGAAGGGUUAAAAAAACUAUAAAUAUUAAAGGUCCAGUCCGUAGAAUUAAAAAUGGGUCAAAUUCAAGACUGUAAUUCUCUCUUGUUCCCCCUCUCAUAAGCGAAGCAAUGGUGGCCUUUGAGGACAAAAAGCUCCUGUGUAUGAUCCUCCAUUAUAUAUAUAUAUUUUUUAAAGAUAUAACAAUUUAAAAGUUUUGAUUAAUUAAAAACAGAAUAGCUGAACUUUAGUGAGUAUACAUGAUGGUUUAAGCCAGUAACCCGCUGAGCAUUUUUUGGUCUAAAAGAGGUUUAAUAGAUGUCUAAAUGUAGUCUAGCCGAAUAAACUAAAAUCAGGCUACCACUGGUUUAAAUUUAGACCGAGUCUAAAUCUGGGCUAUAUCUAUACUACACUGUAUAUUGCUCAACGGCUAUCAUAAUUAUUUUGGUUAAGUACUCGGAGAUCCACUUAAUAGUUGUAGUGUAGUCGUUUAUUCAGUCAUGACAACAUUAAAUAUUGUACACAAUAUUGAUAUUUCACACUGAAUCACUAAAUCAAGAAUCACAUGUUGAAUACUGACUAAAAAGGCAGAAGCAGACUGAUUAUAAAAGCCGAUCCUGUAUUGUCAACUUUUUAGGCUACCGUACCAACCUUCAGAAAAGCAAUUCUGUCUAAAAACAUACAGAAUCUAGACAGUUUAGGUCUAAAAAAAACUAGAUGUCUAAUAGCCGUCUAAUGCUCAGUGGGAAUAUAUUUUAGAUGAACUUUUAAUGAAUUGAUAGAAAGACACAAAUACUGGGUUAGAUGUAGAUUGGUAAACAUGGCUAAUAUUGCAGUCAUCGAUCGAUAUUACAACACAAUAGAAUAUUAAAACACUAGUUAGAGACUGUCAGGUUUAGAGGAGGACCACUGAUUGUUUUGUUUGUGUGAGUUGAACAGGUGAAAAUUGAGAAUGAGAUCAGUUUUCUCUUUGGGAUGUACUUUUCAGUAAAAUACCCUCCGCUAAUGCUCGAUUCUUCAGGUUGGAUGACCCUGGAAAUCUUAAGUUGUGCUGUAGGAGGAUCUUUUUAUGGCAGAUUUAGAGUGCGGGGCUUCAGGGGAGAAAAGCAGAACACAGUGUCCAGACUGAGCUGUAGGAACAUGAAACUGUGUCAGGGCUUAAAAUGAAUCUUUGGACCGCUGCAACACUUUGGACCAUUAAAUAAUGACAGAUGCAAUCAUUUUUGACAAUUUACUUAUUUUUGGUUCAUAGUUGUAGUUUAGUUUCUCAAAUGUGUGUCGUGUUCUGGGUGGGUAUUAUCCGAAAGCCCACCCUGUAACCAUUUUAUCCUUCGUGCCACAUAUUGACCCUCUCAUCGAUAACAAACCCGACACCCUCACGCUAAAAGCUCACUCAAAACAGCUCAAUACUUUUCUCCUCCCCUUUGUUUUACUCUGAAGUUUUGAUUGGCUCUUGGAUGAGGAACUGUGUUUUCUGGCUCAGGCUGGAUGUGGGUCACUGUGUUUGUGUGUGUUUGUAUGUUUGUGUAUGUGUGUGUCCACGACCACAUGAAUCAUUGCAGGACCCCAGCAGCAGCAGCAGCAGCAUUACUUUAGAUAAUAAGACCCUGCCUGCCUGCUGCAUGUGUGCGUGUGCUCAGGUCCUGUGCUUACUUUCAGCCACUGUCAAUAAAGCUGUCACCUGCAGGCUGUUGCCAUGGAGAUGGAAAGAGGAGGAGGCGUGGCGAGGGAGCAAUGAAGACACUCUGGGUUAGAUGGAGGGAAAGAGGCAGAGCGACAGCGAGAUUGUGUUGUUUAAGAAGUGGUCUUGUGAUCCACGCUCCCACACACCGAGUGUCUUUUUAACACCUGAAGUCGUUUGACUCAUUUCUUAUUCAAGCGCGUGCAAACAGAAAACAAAUCCUCUUUAUUUUUUCCAAUCUGGGUGUUAAAGAUUAAAGGCUGAAUGCAAACAAUCAGGCUGGAUUUGUGCUUCGGGAAAAAUGUGAUCACAAUCGGCCAUCGUGACACUGGUUGCCAUAGUGACGGGGCAUCUGUUCCUGCAAAGUGUUGGUUGUGCAACAGGCUGCUGUAGCGAAAGAGGUUUGCCCGGAGCUGAAUGAAACGUCUUAUGAAACAUGGAUGUAUGUCGUGUGUUUGCUCAAAGAGGGAUCAAACUGGAAGAUGAUGAUUUAAAGAUAAAAAAGGAAGCAAGAUUCACAAGAUUAUAAAGGAUCUGUGUGAGAAUUUAUCAACAUAAAACGAGAUUAUUUCAUAUUAUUCUCUGGAGAUUCAGUUUCAGUUAUUUAUGAAACUUACUAAAAUAUGUGAGAGAUAAUGUUUAGUGAACUGGUGGUUAUGUGAACAAGAAUCCUGGACAGGGUGAGGCAUGAAUUAACAUCAGUACUGCCACCUCUAUAAAUCUGGGAGAUUGAUCUACACGAUGUUAUUGAUUUGUGUUUGAGACAUUUGGGUGCAGUCAUGUGAUCGCCUAAAUUCUACCGAGUCACGGUGACUUGACAAAAAGCAGAGACGGACACGAGCAACGAGGGAGACAGAGAGAGGAGAGGAAGGUGAACUUUAGGGGGAGUGUAGCAGAGAGAGAAAGAGACAGAGAGAAAGAGAGAGAGAGAGUGUUUGUGUGUGUUGUACUUCACUCUGGAUUUGUUUAUGCUGUCUGCACUAAUUAGCUAAAGUGGUGGGGUCUUUUUUUUUCAGACGGAUGAUAAAAGAUGAGUCCAAACUUUGCUUGUUGAUGUUAAAACCUGCAAAACUGCCUCUGAUAUUGUCGCUUGAGAUUAAUUGUGUCCAAAUAUGUUUAAAAAAAAAAAAAAAAAAAACACUUUUGCAGAUGUCGAAUUUUUCAACCCCAAUAUCUAAGGUUUUAUGUAAAAUUUCUGUUUGCAUUUUGAUCAUGAAUUUUAUGAACUCAUCCUACCUGUUAAAGGUGCAAUCUGCUGAUGUUAAUCCUUUUUUUUAGCCUAGCAAUCUCAGUAAACUAUUUCUAUCUCUUCUCUAUCAAAAAAGUUCAAAAUCUCCCUAAACUGGUGUUGACUUUUUGCUGUGUUGACGUCAUUUAGAGCCUGAAUCUGCUCAGAGGACAUCAGCUCACAGUACUCCUUCUUCUUCUGACUGAAACUCACAUCUAUUUAUCUUAAUACUAAAAUAUCAAAGAUUACAAAGGUCAGACCAGGAAAACGGAUUCUUGUCAGUUUGAAGCAGACGCUCAUGGUUUUGAAGAGGUCAGUGUGACAGUUGUGAAAGUGUUUUUUUCUCACCAUUCCUCCUCUGCUCUGCUAAAGAAGCUGAAUUUGCCAUCAUAUGUCAGUCAGAACUCUAUGCCCCUCAUCUGUAGAGUCAAAUGAUGAAGUAUUAGGACUGCAUUCAAGAUUAGUUUCAAGAUUCUUUCAAGAUUUAAGUCAUUUUCUCAUGAAAAUAAAGUCAUAAAAGUCGUAAUAUUGUGUUUACAUCAAAAUCACAUCAUUAAAAAUAAAUAAAGUUUUAAUAUUAUGAGACUAAAGUCGUAGUUAAGUUGUAUGUUUUGGUUUACGGUGAACAGUUAGCUGUCUGUACUAAAGUAACAAAACCUGGAGGUUCUCUGGGCUGUUCUGCAGACAGUCAAUAGGGGGAGCUCUAAACAUUGGACUUAAAAAUUUGACUGAUACAAAAAAAAAUCAAAUUCGAUAAUUUUACAAAAAGAUAGAAACAGUGAUGUAAAAAAAAAACCUGUGUGGCUCCACUUUCCGUCUGUCACCUCGUUAAGUCAAACACUUUUCCUCACCCUGACACUAGAGCACCUUAACGAGGGGGCGUGGCCUCUGAGGGGCAAUAAUAAACCUUCUCCUGUAAUAUUCUUUGCACAAGACCAAUCCAAACACAAACCAAUGUUAGAGAUCAUUUAGCUUGUUUGAUUUAAGUGUCGUAAACUUUAACUUUUACAACAAGCAAAUACCGUAAAAUGUCUGAAAACUUUUCUUUAAUAAAACUGUAGAGACAAGUACAGAGCACAAGAUAUAAAGACAGACCCCUUUACAUUAUGAAGAUCGUUUACUCCUGCCUGUUUGCUGUAGGGAUUAUAAAUUAGAUUAGGUCGGCCUCUGCUUCAUCAAUCCUCUCUGGCAAGCUCCCAACUGUCAACAAAACUAAAGCUAACACGAUCAGGUUCCAGGUAAUCUUAUUCUGAUGAGACAGAAACACAGAAAAAAUCCAUUCGGUCUUUGACGGAGGGUUUGUUUUGACAAGCAUGAAUAGAAAUAAAACCUCUGAGGCAGUUAAAUCACAUCCAUAAUCACUGAUUAUCAUGUUUCUACUGCAAUCAGGAUGUGAGAUUAUAUGGAAAUUUGACAUUUGUAGCUUUAGAGGGCGUGUGAGACAAAUUAAGGGACAUUUUUAGACAGAUUUACAGAGAGAGCAGACAAAUCCAUCAGUCCUCCAUUUCCAGACACACCCAGAGAUGCAGUGUCUUCCAGCGUGUGAGCUCACCAGAUUAUCGAUCGCUCGUAAAUGUCACCUAAAUCCUCUGGGAGCAGAUGCAAACAGAAACAGGAAGCACAGAAAAGGAGAUGUUAUGCAGCCAAAGAGUACAUUUAAUUAACUUCAAGAGUAACACUCCAGAUGAGACCACCAGUUUCAUGCAAAGACUUGAAAAAGACAUGCUGCAAAAGGCCAAGGUCAGACUGGAUCCCUUGGCUACACCAGGCCUCUCAGAUCUGUGUUUUCCCCUCUCAUCCUCUGAUUGGUCCUGAGAAGCCCCGCCCAUCUGGCUACAAUGAAUCAUGCAAAAAUGCGGUCCGUGCUGAUCUUGUCCGACCUCGAUCUGAUAUUGUCGUACCAAGGGCGGUGGAUCACCUGAAGCCUGCAGGACUCUGUACCGUCUCAUAUAACAGCAGCUCCCUCUGCAGCGUCAGCACCGAGCCUCAAACACACACACAUCAGCAGAAACACAGAGACACAGUGGCCUAAUUUCUGCGGCGGUCACCCCAGAUGACCUGCCUGGAUUUAAUAUGUGGGAUCAAUCCAGGAGUUUGAGGUGGACUCUGUCUUUAAAUGACUUUUUAUUGCUGCGGGGAACUUGAGUUUGAUAAGCAGGAAAAUUUCUCCUGCAACUUUUUGUGACAAUAAAAAGUACCCCUUAUCUCUUUGGUUACAUUUUCUGAUAAACAGUCUCAUCCUCAUUUCGUAGUUAUUUCACUCACUGUGAAUAUUUACACUGAGAUAUGUUAAAAAAAAAGGCUUUAAUACACUUUCUCUAACGCCUACCUCAAGACAGGAGGUAGCAAGGGUUCAAAAACGACCAUAAAGAAAUGAACACUGCUGCUGCUGCUGAUGGUCUUGUUUGCUCGUUUCAGUCAGAACAUGCCCUGUUUUUUCGUCCUGUCUUGUUUUCCAUUCGGCCCCUAAGAUAAAGAGGACAGCUAAAGUUAUAGUGAACCCCAUCACCGGGCUGAGUCUUAGUUUUUGUCCUGGUUUUCACACAGAAUAGACCGAUAUGGGCAAAAUGACGUCUGUUAUUGUCGUAAAUUUCGGUAUCAGUACAUUAUCGGUUUAUUGCCCAGCUCUACACUUGAAUUAAAAAGACCUGAACAGCAUGAACAGUUUAACCAGAAAGAAAUACACGCAACAGACCAUCAUAAUAACAUCAUAUAGAAAGCAGCUUAUGUUUUUUCCCUAUUUGAGAACAAUUAGAUUUGACGAGUCUUUGACUGCUCUGAUUAAAAUAAAAUAAAGUGUCUUUCUGAUGCUCGGUGAUGGCCAGAUGCUGUCAUGUCUCGUCGUUAUACCGGCAGUGCUGCUCCUUAAAUACACACCCUGAUUUUAUUACAGAGAAAAAUCAAUGUGUUACAGAAACAGGAGCAUGAGGAUGGCCUCUGGAUGAAGUUUACUCUGCUUUGAGCCUCAUGAUGUAGAAGUAACAACACAAAAACAGAAAAAGUUUCUUUUAAGUUCAAUAUCAGCUGUCGAAUUGUUUUUUAUUCACUUUAGCAAAGAUCUACCUUCCAUUUUUCAUCUAUUUAGACAUUUUUUAAAAUGAUCUUGACUCUUAAUUGACUCUAGAGUAACAGAAUAAGCCGGUGUAAUGUUUUCCAUUUGGUGAGUCAUCCUGUGUGGCAUCAGCAUCAGAUUUUAAUUUCAUCUGUAUGUCUGUGAAGUCAUUCUGAACUCAGAUUUCAGAUUGAUGUGUCUCUAUUUCUCACUCUCUUUCUUCUUCUCCUCUUUUUUUUUGUCGUGUCCCCGCAGGGAAAGCAGGUGACGGGUUAUCUCCUCUUCUCUCUGGGCACGGCGGUGAUCGGCUCUCUGCAGUUCGGUUACAACACAGGAGUCAUCAACGCUCCGGAGCAGGUCGGCAAUCAACUGCUAACAUUAAAACAAAGUUUGUAACUUAGUUUCUCCAAUUUAAGAAGCAGGUGCCUUUUCAGAUGUACUCAAACUGAAUAAAGUCCUGUAGGUAUUUUUCCAUUUGUUGAACCAUAUCUGUCUCAAGUUUGUUGACUUGUUAUCUUAAAGUCUAAUCCAUAUUUCAUCUGUCUCCUCUGUCAGAAAUUACGCUCAUUCUUUAACAAUACCUGGAUCGAGCGUUAUGGAGUACCAAUCAGUCCCGGGGUCUGUACCAUCGUCUGGAGUGUCGCCGUUGCCAUCUUCAGCGUGGGCGGCAUGGUGGGCUCCUUCAGCGUGGGUGUCAUGGCGAAUCGGUUCGGCAGGUGGGACUUGAAAAAAUCUGUUGAUGAGUGUUUCUUCUUACCCUGAGUGUUUUCUUCUUUCUUUAAUGGCUCAGAGUAUUUCCUGUGUGGUUUAUCUGAGUGUCAUUUCCACUAAUGGAGGAUAUGAAGUGUGCCAACCGCUCGGCUCUAAUGUUCCCCUGAGUUUGUUCUCUAAGUCCCUCACUUCUCUUAGUGUUUUACCGUAAUCCUGUUGACUCUCUGGGAAGGACUAUGGUGGCCCUGAGGUCCAAAACACAACGGCAAAUCAGAAAACACAAUGACAUUAAUUAUUGGGUUUCCUCUUUUUGUGUUGGGUUUUCUAUUUUAGUGCUGUGUUUUCUGAUUUGCCGUUUUGUUUUCUCUUUUUGCCGUUGUGUUUUGCACCUCAGGGCCACCGUAUGGGACUGCUGUUUUGACCAUUGUCAUAAAUUUGAUUACCAUAUAAAGUCAGGUUCAUAGAAAAACUAGAAUUUCUGUUUCAUUUGAAUAAUAAUUAAACGACCAGUGAGUUUUGAGUUUGAAAAUAUUGUUGUUAUGGAAUUUUGACCAAUCAGAAUCAAGUUUUCAAUCCAGUUACAUUGUAAGCGAAGCUAACGGCCUCCUAUUCUAUCUCUGUAUUUAACAUGCAGACUUUGAGUGGUGUUUUCUUAAAGGGAUAUUCCGGCGUAAAUUUAAGUUAGGGUCAAAUACACCGUAAGAGCGAUGAGUUAAACACCUCCUCCAGAGAUGAAUGUUGCCGACCACUUGCUUCUCUAGUUAUACCAACUUUAGUAACGACCGCAUGAUAGCAAUACAGCAGCCGCUUGUUUGUGGGGGAGCCCUGAUGAGUCGAUCACCAAGUGCAGCUGAAAACUUAUGAUUAAUACUUAAUGGAAAUGCAAUCGACUGAGACGCUAAAGAAGAAGAACUACCGCGUCUGCAGUGCAAAUACAAGAUACACAAGAACUCUGAUUGCCAGGGCUCUCAAGUUUCAUGCAUUCCCUCCCGUUCACACGCUUACAAACAACACAUUGUAUUUCUCAUGCAUUUAAAUUACCACAGUGACAUCCACCAAGUUGCACCUCUCUAACAAUGGAACUCUGAUUGCAUUUCCAUGAAGUGAUAAUCAUAAAUGUUCUUCCUUGAGCUGCGAAACUCCGCUGCACUCGGUGAUCGACUCAUCAGGACUCCCCCCACAAACAAGCGGCUGCUAAAGGAGAGUAGGUGAGUUGUGUUUAGUCUCUUUGCUAAAGAAAUCAGUCAAAGCUAAAAAGAUGUUUUGUGGCUAGUACAAUGGCUGGGACCCUAUAUGUCCUGUUGAUGAAGUUAGGUGCUGUUCUGAGCAUUAUUUGUGGCUAUAGAGUGGCGGUUUGGUUGAGGUUUGUUUAUGGCUCCUCAGAUCGCUGUAUUGCUAUCCUGCGAUCGUUACUAAAGUUGGUAUCACUAGAGAAGCAACAUUCAUCUCUCGGGGGGGGUGUCUAACUCAGUGUUACAGUGUGUUUGACCCUAACCUAAAUUUACGCCGGAAUAUCCCUUUAACUUCCCAAAAACGUCCGUUUAGCAUUAAAAUUAGAUGUUUAAUUUCUAUAUUUCAAGACUUUAAUCGACCAAAAGCAAAAGAGAGUGAAGAUUCUUCGACAGGGCCAACACACGGAUAUAUUUACACCAUUAAAGUGGACAAACACCAGUUGAUCAAUGAGCUGAGUAGAUGAGACAGCUCCUGACCUUCACUGUCUCUCAGGCGGAUCGAUCAGUCCGGACAAACCUGUGUGGAUUUCUCAGCUGAUCGAUGGACCGUUCGAUCUUUAAAGUCCUCAGACACAAACCUGUCACUAAAUGUUUCCAAACACGACUGUACACCCCCCUGACGUUACAUCUUCUUCCUCGUCUUCAGGCGUCGCUCCAUGUUCCUGGUGAACAGUCUGGCUGUGAUCGGCGGUCUCCUCAUGGGCUUCUCCACCAUCUGCUCCUCCUAUGAGAUGGUGAUCGCAGGUCGUCUGGUCAUCGGCCUGUUUUGCGGUCUCUUCACCGGGUUGACCCCGAUGUACGUAGGUGAGGUGUCGCCCACUCCCCUCCGUGGAGCCUUUGGUACCCUCCACCAGCUCAGUGUGGUCAUCGGCAUCCUCAUCGCGCAGGUCAGUGCAGAACAGACUAACCUUAUAAUAAACAGCUGAUCAAGCAUUUGACUGAGCUGCUGUGGUUCUUCAUGUUUAGGUCUUCGGUUUGGAGGCUCUCCUGGGCUCAGAUAAGCUGUGGCCCUUGCUGCUGGCCCUCACUGUGGCCCCUGCUGUGCUCCAGUGCAUCCUGCUGCCCUUCUGUCCUGAGAGUCCUCGCUUCCUGCUCAUCAACCUGAAACAGGAGGAACAGGCACGGAAAGGUACGAGAUGAAAAAUGAAUCCCUAAAAAUAUAACGCUUUAGGACUAUUUACCACAUCCCUCUCCUGGCUGACUCAUCACCCACAAGCAGCCACAUCCUGAAACACACGGCCAGACGACAGGAGACGGACUUUUGUGGGUUUAAUUGAAUCAGUUUUGCUAAUGGACCCGACCACGUCAACCAGGAACCAGAGGAGCUGUGGCAGGAUGUGCACAGAGCUUUCUAGAGUCUGCGUGGUCACCAAAUUUACAGCCCCAGCUUAAAGUUUUCAUCCCGACACAGACUCUUAAACCUGAAGAUAACCUUUACUUAUUUUCAAAACAACUCAGUGGGCUAUUUUAGAGUCAGGAGGGUAAAUACCAGCUACAGUUUGGUCUUCUGUGCUGUCUGAAUUUCUGUUUUAACAUCACACACAAACAUUUUUAUCUAUUUUGCUGUAGAAGUCAUCUUGACUUUUUAAAGUUAACACCAUCCUUGAUAGUGGAGGAUCUUAAACCCCAAAUUUAACCCUAAAAGGUCUCAUGUACAGAUAGAUACGGAAGAGGAUCAGGGCCACUGGAAAAAAAAAAGGUCCAUAAUUUUUUUUGUUAUUAAUCUGAGAAAAAAAGUCAGAAUUCUGAGUUUUUUCUCCCAAGAUAAAAACAGUGGACAUUGUAAUUGAAUAUUCACCCUUUAAGUGUCUGAUGUUUUUAAACUGAAAAGGCAGAUUUCACGUGAGAUUGGUGUUGUGCUCCAGUUUAGCUCGUUUGUCAGUCGUCCACUUGUAAAAACAGGUAGGACAUGGACUCUCCAGUGUCGAUGCAGCGAAUGGCUCCUGAGAGAAUCAUGCUUCUGUCCACUGUGAGAUAAAUUCUGAGUUAAAAAGUCAGAAUUCUGACUUAUUUUCUCUGAAUUCUGACUUUUUUCUCAAAAUAAUUAUCAAAAAAAAUGUUUCUGACCUUUUUUUUUUCCAGUGGCCCUUAUCCUCUCCUGUAGAUAAAUCGACUAAGGAGUGUCAUUUUUUAUUCUGGUUUAAUUUUUUAUUCCACUUUUCUCACAGCUGGCGUUGCCCCCUGCUGGUCAUUUUGAAAGAAUGCAGUUCAGAGCAUUUGAAUGUGAAAUUAAAAGACUGCGCCCACUUAUAGACACCAACAUACAGUCUGUGAUCACAACAUUACAUCUUUUGUAAAUAACCAAGUACUCUUUACUCUUUUUAAUCUACUCAAAAUAAAGUUUGUGUUGAAAAGUAUGUGUUGGUUCGGGUGACUAUAUUCUUAAUCCCCAAAAAGAGGACACAACUACGCAGGGGCGGAGUCACGUCGAGUAAAUUGUGAGAGUUUUUAUACUAGAGGGAUUUUAUAAACCCCCCCAAGACAUGUCCGGACAAAAAAGAGGACAUGUCUGGGUAAAAGAGGAGGUAUAGUCACCCUAAUAUUGGUGCAAAAUAACAUAUAACAUGUAAUAUCAGAUUAACGGGAAAGAGAGGUAAAUCAUUUUAAAGAAGGACAAGACAAGUAAAAAACAAAAGAGAGAAAGGAAGAUUAAAAAAGAGCAGGUUAAAGUCAUAACGUAAAAGAUAAGACAGAAAGAGACAGUGGGGACUGAGUGGUGACAGGUACCAGGGUCAGCUCAGGAGACUGUGGAUGAUGUUUUCACAGAGAGAGAGAGAGAGAGAGGAGAGCCCUUGAAGUGACAGACGCUUCUGGCAUAUGUUCAUCGUGGAGCCUGGCAGGGGUCGACUCUGAGGCUCUGACCCACUUCCUCACACCUGACACAUUUACAAACAAAGACAGGGAUCAGGACUCACGCUGAGAGUUGCAUCACGGGAUACACGAACUGCUAAAAUCACUUAGUUACUCAUGUUUUGUUUUUUGUUUUUUCAGCGUUGGUGCGUCUGCGCGGGAGCGAGGAUGUGAGUAAAGACCUGCAGGAGAUGAAGGAGGAGAGCGCGAAGAUGGCCAUGGAGAAGAAGGUGACCAUCCUGGAGCUUUUCCGCUCUGCGGCGUACCGACAGCCUCUCCUCAUCGCCAUCAUGUUGCAGCUCUCCCAGCAGCUGUCAGGGAUCAACGCUGUGAGUCAGCAACACGCAGAGAAAACAGAGAAACACAUGCAUGCAAGGAAAAAACUGAUGCUCUCCUGGUACUUCAAGAAAGGAUGCAUCAUUUAAGAAUCUCACUGCCAGAAGAGGGAGACAGAGGCAGGAGCUCCAGAUAGACGUGACUCUCAGUGUUACUGUUAUCUUACAUUGACAGUUUAGAGUAGAUCUGACCCUAACACACCCAAACACACUCGAAAUCAAACUGAACCCACAUCAGAAAGAUUAAAGCUCCUCUGAGGAUGUUUUUUGGAACAUAUGUUGUGAUUUAUUAUGAUGUGACCACCUUGUGAAGCCACAUGGUUUCUAGGUAAUAUGUUUCUAUAAAAGCUGGUGGUUCAUAAAGUCACAACUCUAUAACUCUCUGUCUUUCAGGUGUUCUACUACUCGACCGGCAUCUUCGAGUCUGCAGGUGUGAAACAGCCGAUCUACGCCACCAUCGGAGCCGGCAUCGUCAACACCAUCUUCACUGUCGUUUCUGUGAGUGACUUCAGUGAUUCACUCUUUGGUUUCUGAACAUGUUUGUGUGUUUUUAGCAGCACAUCACUCCCUCCUCUGUUUGUUCGUCUGUCUGUCCUGCAGCUCUUCUUGGUGGAGAAGGCGGGACGAAGGACUCUGCACCUGCUGGGAUUGGGUGGGAUGGCGGUUAGCGCUGUCAUCAUGACCGUCUCCCUCCUGCUGGUGAGUUCGGCAUCAUCUAUCGUGGAGAAGAUAGAAUAAUGACCUGUUAUUAUAAUCAGGUUCAUGGUUUUGUUGUAACUCAAGUUUAAUCCCUUCUUCUCUCCAUCUGUCUGAGCAGAAGAACUACACCGCCAUGAGCUACGUGGCCAUCAUGGCUGUCAUGCUUUUCGUGGCGAUGUUUGAGAUGGGCCCCGGUCCAAUCCCAUGGUUCAUUGUGGCUGAGCUGUUCUCCCAGGGGCCCCGGCCAGCCGCCAUGGCUGUGGCCGGCUGCUGCAACUGGACCGCCAACUUUCUGGUUGGAAUGAGCUUCCCCAAACUUGUGGUGAGAAAUGAGGGAGAAUUGUGGUUGGAACUGGUUUUGGUUGAAUUUGGAAGCAACUUUUUCUGACCUUUUCUUUCUUUAGUCUCUAUUUUUGUCUCUCAGGUCUCAUGAUAAACUGAAACACAAGAUCUCUGACAGCCUACGUGAAAUCACACAUUUCUGUAAAACCUAGGCGCCUCUCUUUCCUCUCUCCUCAGGAAUUGUGCGGGCCCUGGGUCUUCCUCAUCUUCACCGCCUUCCUCAUCAUCUUUUUCAUCUUCACCUUCAUCAAAGUCCCCGAAACGAGGGGCAAGACCUUCGACGAGAUCGCCCAGAGCUUCGGCAGCGCCCCGCCUCCUACCUCUAUAUCUGUGGAGGACCCUCCCGCCAGCGCCAGCGCUAGCACCGCCGGGACGCUCCCCGCCUCACCUGUGAAGGAGAAGGUGCCGCUGGUGGAGGCGCCGGCUGCAGCUCCGCCUCCCGCAACCGAGAGCACGCCGCUCGACGACAAAUCAAACUCGACAGUGCAGGAGAGUGUGUAG